Lichtheimia ornata is the source of this 1341-nucleotide messenger RNA. RefSeq lists its product as uncharacterized. NCBI's taxonomy places the organism in Eukaryota, Fungi, Mucoromycota, Mucoromycetes, Mucorales, Lichtheimiaceae. The transcript has a single exon. The record is from RefSeq and is a predicted model, not a curated record. Bases 1 to 1341 code for a protein of 446 amino acids.
AUGACCAUCACUAGCACAUCGAAGGAUCCUUCUGCUGCUGAUAUAGAAUUCGGCAAACUAUGGACACUAGAAGACACGUUCACACACCAGGAUUUUCGAUUGCUGUACGUUCCUCCAAAAGAUGAAGAUGAGAAAAUGAUGAUCAUUACUCCUUCCAAACAUGAUGCAUCGUACGUCCCUGAUCGCAAAUUUUAUGCUCUAUCACAUUUAUGGGGCACCGAUCCAAAGGAUAACCUAUGGGACGUGAGCGACUUUAUCAGUGACGAGGAUGGUACUACAGUGGAACCAAUACCAAUGAGAAAAGAGAAACGUGAGACCUUUCUGAAAUUGCUGCAAGAGAACCCUGGAUAUUGGUGGGUUGAUGUCUUGUGUUGCAGGACCGAUACGCCGCCCGUCAUCAUGCGAGGAGUAUAUGGUUGCUGCGAAAAGUGUUUUGCUAUGAUUGAUUGCCCAUCCAAAGCAAUUGAAUACUUCUCAGUAGUACUCCCUCAGUUUGAGAUUCACGACGAAAGCAAAGCGAUCAUUGAACUAAACGUUGCACGUAUGAGGUGGGAGGCAUUGCAUCCGACCGAGACGAUAUCAUCAUUCCUCUUGGAAGGAUGCAAACAUGCUAUGGCUAUUUGGAAAUGCCGUUGGUUUUCACGUGUAUGGACCAUGCAAGAGUUGGCCCUUCCAUCUUCAGUGAUGUUACUCUCAGAGACAGGUGGUAUGUCUUAUUCCAUCUCUGCUGAUUCGCUCAGCUCCCUGCUGUUGCACUUGUGGCGCAUGUGCAUGUUACAGUUGAACGUUAUCGGAGACGAGGUCGACAACGUCGCUUACUUUGAAGGUCAUGUUACCGUGUUGAGAGAUACUCUCCACAAUUUCCAUGGAUUAGAGAAACGGUCGAAAAAAGAUCGAUUCGAAAACCUCGAGUGGCUAUUAGCACAACUCGCCAGUUCUGAACGGUCAUGCUAUUUUGCCGAAGAUUAUGUAUAUGGUGUACUUGGGAUCUUGGGUUGGGAUAUCCCACGACUGGACUUUAUGAAAGAUUUAUGGGAUCGAUUUCUCUUUAGUUUCCAACGGGUUGCAGAGAAGGCUUUUUCGGAAUCAAUCAUUUUUAUCUAUGACGACUACGAUCCAUGUGGAGAAGCAAAGAUCAAACAUUGCCUGGAAACUUUUCAUUUUCACAUCUACGAGGAAGCUCGAUCAUGCCCACUAUCGGGAGCAUGCACUAUGGCAGACGUGUAUCAGAAUUUAUUGUACAUUAAGGUUGAUUGUUCAUGUGCUGAGUGUGAGGUGGUCGUUGAACAAUGGUUGGCAGACGUUUGUGCAUACUUUAAAAUCAUUCGCAAUGAAAAGUAA